AUGUUCAUUCUCAACUGGUUCUGGGAUGUCCUUGCGCAACUUGGGCUGAUGCACAAGAAUGCUAAAAUCCUCUUCCUCGGUCUCGACAAUGCUGGCAAAACGACUCUCUUGCACAUGCUGAAAAACGACCGGCUGGCAACCUUGCAGCCAACGCUCCAUCCGACGUCAGAGGAGCUCGCUAUUGGCAACAUUAAAUUCACAACCCACGACCUUGGUGGACAUCAGCAAGCUCGUCGCUUGUGGCGCGACUACUUCCCCGAAGUCGACGCUAUCAUUUUCCUUGUCGACAGUGCCGACUUUGAGCGUUUCUCCGAGUCCAAGGCAGAGCUUGACGCACUCCUCAAUAUCGAGCAGUUGAACAGGGUCCCAUUCCUUAUUCUUGGCAACAAGAUUGAUGCGCCUGGCGCUGUCAGUGAGGAGGAGCUUCGCCACCAUCUUGGUCUCUACCAGACGACUGGCAAGGGCAAAGUUCCUCUUAACGACAUUCGCCCCAUUGAAAUGUUCAUGUGCUCUGUCGUUCAGCGACAGGGUUAUGGAGAGGGUUUCCGCUGGGUAUCACAAUACAUUUGA
Molecule: messenger RNA, 570 nt
Organism: Mycena indigotica
Lineage: Eukaryota; Fungi; Basidiomycota; Agaricomycetes; Agaricales; Mycenaceae
Product: ARF/SAR protein
Exons: 8
Coding region: 1-570 (189 amino acids)
Biological process (GO): endoplasmic reticulum to Golgi vesicle-mediated transport; vesicle organization; membrane organization
Cellular component (GO): COPII vesicle coat; endoplasmic reticulum exit site
Molecular function (GO): GTPase activity; GTP binding
Source: RefSeq, a predicted model, not a curated record